Molecule: messenger RNA, 922 nt
Organism: Cannabis sativa
Lineage: Eukaryota; Viridiplantae; Streptophyta; Magnoliopsida; Rosales; Cannabaceae
Exons: 2
Coding region: 130-735 (201 amino acids)
Source: RefSeq, a predicted model, not a curated record
UACUUGAUGAUGCACAUAUCCAACUCUAUAUAAAGGGCUAACAAUGGUAACCAAUUCCACCACCAAAAAAUUUCAAUAGCUCAAAGUUAUUAAUAAACCUUUCUUCUUUCCCAAAAGAAAAUCAUCACCAUGGCCUCAAUGCAAUGCUACAAGCCAACCAAUGAGACUUGUCAGCAAAAGUGCCUUGACAACUGUUAUGGCCACAAUAAGCACAACGAUAGUACUGGAUCUUACUACUCUGGUCAUUCUAUGACUGGACAUGGCCAAGGCCACAAUGCUUCCCACGGUCAGGGUUACUACCCUGGUAGCCACACCAUGAACAAACCCAACACAUACUCCACCUAUGGCCAAGGGUAUGGCCACCAACAGGGCCAUCACAUGAUGACUGAGCAGUAUGGUCACUCUAUGACUAAGCCGGCCCCAGGCCAGUCUUAUGGCAUGGGUCCAACAAUGUCUCAUGGUAUGGGCUCAACACUGUCUCAUGGCAUAGACAUGAUGACUCACGCUGCUCAUGGCAAUACAGGCCAUGCUCAUGGCAGUACGGGCCAUGCUCAUGGUCAAAGCCACCAGGGCUACUCUGAGCAUCAAUCUUACGGUUCACAUGGUAUGAUGAUGGGGGCCAAUGGUUGCAAGGGAAAGAAGAAAGAUAGGAGUCACAAAAUGAUGAUGAAGCGUCGGGACUGCAACCGCAGUGGUGACAGUAGCGACAGUGGCAGUGACAGUGACUGCAACUAAAGAGCUUGGAGAUCAAAGGAUCGAUGCGCAGUACAAGAGUUUGGAAAAUAUAUCUAAUAUGAAAUAAAAAUAAUCAAUGACAUUAUAUAUAUAUGUAUAAGUCUAUUUUUCAUGUUAGAAUAAACACUUCUACGUACUGUGCCUGUAAAGUCGAUCAUGAAUAAGAUAUUUAUAAUUUCUAGCUCUA